AUGGAUAAGCUUCGAAAGUGCAAAGCCAAUACUACCCCUCUCACUCCUCUAUCUUUCUUGACCAGAGCAGCCAAAUGCUAUGCCAAUGGAACCUCUAUCAUCCAUGAAGCAACCCGUUUCACUUGGCACCAAACUUAUGAGCGUUGCUGCAGCCUUGCCUUCUCCUUACGCGCCCUCAAUAUUGCUAGGAAUGAUGUUGUAUCAGUGCUGGCCCCAAACAUUCCGGCAAUGUAUGAGAUGCAUUUUGCAGUGCCUAUGGCUGGAGCAGUGCUGAACACCAUAAACACUCGCUUAGACGCCAGAAACAUAGCCACCAUUCUAAGCCGCUCUGAAGCCAAGUCCUUGUUUGUGGACUACGAGUAUGUCCCCAAGGCAAAAGAAGCCUUGAAGUUACUAAUGGGCCAGCAACUCCAACAAGGCCCAACCCAAAAGCCCAUUUCUCCUCUUCCACUGCUGAUUCUCAUUGAUGACAUAAACUCACCAACAGGCAUCAAACUCAGCGAGUUAGAAUACGAGGAAAUGGUCCAUAAAGGUGACCCAAAAUUCAUUCCAGAAGAAAUCCACGAUGAGUGGUCCUCAAUCACUUUGAAUUACACUUCAGGAACAACCUCAGCACCCAAAGGAGUUGUUUACAGCCACAUAGGUGCGUACCUUAGUGCCCUUGGCCUAAUAUUAGGUUGGGAUCUGGGCACCCUGAAUUAUUUCCUUGGUACACUACCCAUGUCCCAUUGCAACGGAUGGACCUUCACGUGGGGCGUGGCAGCGCGUGGCGGAACCAACGUUUGUCUUAGAAACAUCACAGCCUAUGACAUAUACAAAAACAUAUAUUUUCAUCGCGUGACACACAUGUGUUGUGCCCCCAUUGUUUUCAAUAUCAUUCUAAAAGCCAAGCCAAAUGAACGAUUCGAAAUCAAAACCCCAGUUGAAAUAUUCACAGGAGGUGCACCGCCACCCCCUUCGUUGCUCAUGAAAAUCGAGUCCCUCGGGUUUUACGUCAUCCAUGGGUAUAGAUUAACAGAAGCAACUGGCCCAGCGUUGGUGUGUGAGUGGCAACAAGGGUGGAAUCACCUAACAAAAGGUGAACAAGCUGAAUUAAAAGCGCAUCAAGGGGUUAGUAUAUUGACCCUUAAUGAUGUGGAUGUGAAGAGAAUGGACACGAUGAAGAGUGUGGCAAGAGAUGGGAAGAUAAUGGGUGAGAUAGUGUUAAGAGGGAGUGGUAUAAUGAAAGGGUAUUUCAAAGACCUUGAAGCAACGUCAAAGGCUUUUAGUAAAAGGUGGUUUCAUACUGGGGAUGUUGGUAUUGUACACAAAGAUGGUUACGUGGAGAUAAAGGAUAGGUUGAAGGAUGUGAUCAUUUCGGGAGGGGAAAACAAUAGUAGUGUGGAGUUGGAGUCUGUGUUGUAUAAGCAUCCGAGGGUGUUGGAAGUUGCGGUUGUCGCAAUGCCACAUCCUAAGUGGGGAGAGAGUCCUUGUGCGUUUGUGGUGUUGAAGAAGAACGGUAAAGGUGGAAAAGGUGGUGUGAGUGAGAGUGAGAUUAUUGGGUAUUAUAGAGAGAACAUGGCGCAUUACAUGGUUCCUAAGGUGGUGAAGUUUGUGGAAGAAUUGCCAAAGACUUCAACUGGUAAGGUUCUCAAGUUUGAGUUGAGGGAAAGGGCAAAGGGUUUCGUUGUAUCAGAGAAAUUGAAGUCUAAGGACAAUGAAAAUAUUCGUUUGAUAGGCUCUCGUCUUUGA
This is a messenger RNA of Abrus precatorius (Indian licorice), 1731 nucleotides long. RefSeq names its product butyrate--CoA ligase AAE11, peroxisomal-like. The transcript has 4 exons. The record is from RefSeq and is a predicted model, not a curated record. Bases 1 to 1731 code for a protein of 576 amino acids. Lineage: Eukaryota; Viridiplantae; Streptophyta; Magnoliopsida; Fabales; Fabaceae.